Molecule: messenger RNA, 480 nt
Organism: Kalmanozyma brasiliensis GHG001
Lineage: Eukaryota; Fungi; Basidiomycota; Ustilaginomycetes; Ustilaginales
Exons: 1
Coding region: 1-480 (159 amino acids)
Source: RefSeq, a predicted model, not a curated record
AUGUCUACGAGUCCGAAUACGACGCAACGGAUGCCUUUGGCAUACCGUGUCAUCUUUGCCAUCCUCGACAUUGCGCUGCCUGUCAUGGGCAUCGCUUUCAACGUCCUGAACCCGCUGCAGGCACUGGGCAACUUUACACCGCAUCCCACAUCGCCCAUCAACCUCGAAACCCACGUGUUGCUCGACUGCACGUCUGGCUUCUUUGCCGCUCUCGCCUUUGUCAACGUCUACCUGCUCAUCUACCGACCUCACGAUCUGGUAGUCUGGAAGGGUCUUGUCGGCGGCGUCUUUCUGCAGGACCUGUUCAUGAUCCGUGGCUUCCUGCAGGAGCUCGCGAUGCGAAACGGAAGCCCUGCCGUCGCAGGCUGGAGCGGACAAGACUGGGGCAAUGUGGCUGGAUACUCAGUGAUUGCUCUGGUGAGAGCCUUGUUCGUGUUGGGUGUCGGAGUGGGCUCGAACGCCAAACAAAGAGGCAACUGA